AUGCUCUGUGGGCGGUGUGGAGGGCGCGUCAUUAAAAUAGUUUCUGAGAGCAACAGCACACCACAUCUGAGGUUCCACCCUCUUCCAGCAUCUAACCACAUCAAGAGCGUCUCACUUAGAAGCGGCCACCAGAACAAGGCGGCAUGCACACAGCUCUCUCAUGUUUGGCUGCAGUCUGAGUCGAGCAUGGCCCAGCACAACCUCAGUCUUCCCCUAAACGCUGCUGUUUUAUGGCUGUCCGGGCACAGGGUCACAUCCACGGGAGGGAUUUCUACAGCUACAGAGGAGUGGGACCGCGGCUCGGAUGUGACUUCUGCUGGACGCUUGAUGCGGCUCUACCGCUCGUGUCAGGCCAGCCAUGUCACAAUGCUGAUGCUCGUACCUCUGCUGCUGCUGCUGAGCGCGUUGGAUCCAGGCAGUGCGCGGGUGUCCUGCGGCCCUGGGCAGAAGGCCUGCGACCCCCGGCGGCGGAGGGAUGCCGGAGGCCGCGGAGGAGUUUACGAGCACCUCGGAGGAGCGCCCAGGCGAAGGAAGCUCUACUGCGCAACCAAGUAUCAUUUACAAAUACACCCCAACGGGAAGAUAGACGGAUCACUGGAGGAGAAUAACCCGUACAGCAUCAUGGAAAUCACAGCAGUGGAUGUGGGAGUGGUGGCCAUCAAAGGGCUGUUCUCAGGCAGAUACCUGGCCAUGAAUGACAAGGGCCGGCUCUACGCCUCUGAAACCUUUAACAGAGAGUGUGAGUUUGUGGAGAGGAUUCAUGAGCUGGGAUACAAUACAUAUGCCUCCCGUCACCACUCCACAGAACAGCCUCUGCCCACAGGGGGCGCUGCAGGCAGCCGGCGACGCGCCAGCGCUAAGCGACAGUGGUACGUGUCCAUAAACGGAAAAGGCCGGCCGAGGAGAGGCUUCAAAACAAGGAGUACAGACAAAGCCUCGCUCUUUCUGCCCCGAGUGCUGGCACACAAAGACCAUGAGCUGGUGCGCCGGCUCCGGGAGAGCCAGAGCGCCCAGCACACGCACCAGCACCAACACACGCACCAGCACCAACACACGCACCAGCACAGUGGGCGCGAACGCCGGAGGAGGAGGCAUCGCAGCCGCAGAGGCAAAGAGCCGCGCGCACUGGACUAA
This is a messenger RNA of Boleophthalmus pectinirostris (great blue-spotted mudskipper), 1134 nucleotides long. It is a transcript of the gene fgf3, whose product is annotated as fibroblast growth factor 3. The transcript is spliced from 5 exons. Gene Ontology annotation, biological process: fibroblast growth factor receptor signaling pathway; animal organ morphogenesis; cell differentiation. Gene Ontology annotation, molecular function: fibroblast growth factor receptor binding; growth factor activity. Gene Ontology annotation, cellular component: cytoplasm. The record is from RefSeq and is a predicted model, not a curated record. Lineage: Eukaryota; Metazoa; Chordata; Actinopteri; Gobiiformes; Gobiidae. The coding region runs from base 1 to 1134 and encodes 377 amino acids.